This is a messenger RNA of Blastocystis hominis, 1101 nucleotides long. RefSeq lists its product as hypothetical. The transcript has 7 exons. Bases 1 to 1101 code for a protein of 366 amino acids. Gene Ontology annotation, cellular component: mitochondrial outer membrane. The record is from RefSeq and is a predicted model, not a curated record. Gene Ontology annotation, molecular function: ATP hydrolysis activity; ATP binding. Lineage: Eukaryota; Bigyra; Opalinata; Blastocystidae.
AUGCCUGAAGGAGAUACUGCCGAACUUAUAGCAUCCAUACUAGUUACUUUGGGUGGAACACUUGCGUCCGCCUAUUUAGCGAAAAAGUUGAUCGACGCGAUGGACAUGAGUAAAAAGGAUGUGGACAACGCAAAGAAGUCGUAUUCCGAGUGGUUACGCAAGCGAGAGGAGAAAACGGGACGAACAGUCGAUAUUUCGAAUAAUUACGAAGCGAUUGUAAUGCAGGAUGUUAUUGAUCCUGACCAUAUUUCGACUACGUUUGAUGAUAUUGCUGGAAUCGACCAAAUCAAACAAGAGCUCCAAGACAUGAUCAUUUUACCGCUCAAAGAGCCCCAACUUUUUGUUUCUCACUCCCUUUUUUCUCUUCCCAAAGGAGUGUUGCUGUAUGGUCCUCCUGGCACUGGAAAGACGAUGUUAGCUAAGGCGCUUGCCAAAGAGUCCGGUGUUCCUUUCAUCAAUCUUCAAUUAUCCACUCUAAUGAACAUGUAUUUCGGAGAGAGUCAGAAACUGAUCCGUGCUCUCUUUUCAAUGUGUCGAAAGUUGUCUCCCUGUAUUCUCUUCAUCGACGAAGUCGAUAUUUUCCUCAGUGCGCGUGGCCGAGGGAACGACGAGGCCAAUGCUCAAAUGAAAUCGGAGUUCCUGCAGCUCUGGGACGGAAUGCUCUCCGAGAACACGAACAAUCAGUACGGAAUUGUCGUUGUGGGUGCCACAAAUCGGCCAUGGGAUAUCGAUAAGGCUUUCCUUCGAAGACUGCCAUGCACCUUCCUGGUGGAUCUCCCUAGUAAACAGCAGCGAGAAUCGAUUUUGCGGCUGAUUCUGAAGAACGAAGUCGUGGAUGAGGAGUGCAUUAAGGAACUCGCUGCGAUUACCGAUUCCUAUAGCGGAAGUGAUUUGAAUGAGCUGUGUAAGACCGCCUGCAUCUAUCCGAUUCGCGAGAUGAUCGAUGAAAGUCGCAGGAAUGGAAUGCGUCUCUGCGAUAUUCGAAUGGACGCUCCAGUGCGCAGAAUGAAUGUAGAUAAUGCGGAUGAAAGGUUCAAAAUAGAUCAAGGACUUCAAACGGGCGAUGACGCGAGUGCAGGCGACGGGAAAGGCUGCGUAUAG